CCCAGGAUGAGCUGAGUAGAAAUAUUUGGCUGUAUGUGGAAUUGGAGAAACUAUGGGAUAUCAAAAAAGGGGAACAUGCCAAUCGUCUAACAGCAUGGGGACAUUACAGAGAAAGAAAAACAUUCAGAACUCCCGACCAGGAUGCACAAACCCUAACAUUGCGACUGUACCUCGCCAGAGAGGCUACGGUGUGUCCAGCCUAAGCCCUGCUCAGAUCACCCGGGUCAAAGUGAUGAUGUCCCUGGGACAACUAGCCAAAGGAGCCAGCAUGGAUGACCUACUUGAAACCUGCAUUCAGUCAUUUGAUGCAGACGGGAACUUGUGUCGAAGCAGCUACCUGUUGCAUGUGACUCUCACCAUGCACCGCUUCACCAUGUCAUCUACCGAGUUACUGCAGAAACUCAUCACACUAUAUCAGAGUGCUUUACAAGACAACAGUGCACCAUCCUGCUUGAAGAUCUGUUACUUUAUAAGGUACUGGAUAACGGAGUUUUGGAUUAUGUUUAAAAUGGACAACAGUUUGUCAGAAGCUAUGGAACAAUUUCAACAACUGGUGAGAGAGAAUGGUGAAGAGUGCCACUCCCGCUUUAUCGACACCUCACAACUUAAUGCCCACGACUGGUCGAGGAAGCUCACUCAGAGGAUAAAACCGAACAGCAGUAAGAAGCGUAAAGUUUCCCUCCUGUUUGACCACCUGGAGCCAGGGGAGCUGGCCGAGCACCUCAGCUACCUCGAGUUCAAGUCCUUCCGCAGGAUUUCAUUUUCAGAUUAUCAGAACUACAUCAUGAGCAGCUGUGUAAAGGACAACCCCACAAUGGAGCGUUCAGUUGCUUUGUGUAAUGGUAUCUCACAAUGGGUUCAGCUCAUGGUUCUCAGCAGACCUACCCCACAGCUUCGUGCAGAGGUCUUCACCAAGUUUAUUCUCGUCGCCCAGAAACUCCAGCAGCUGCAGAACUUUAAUACACUAAUGGCAGUGGUGGGAGGUUUGUGUCACAGCUCAAUCUCCAGACUCAAAGAAACAAGCGCAUGUGUCCCUCAUGAAGUUAAUAAGGUGAUGACUGAAAUGACAGAGCUGCUUUCCUCCAGUGGAAAUUACAACAACUAUCGUCGGGUGUACAGUGAGUGCACAGGAUUCAAGAUUCCUAUUCUGGGUGUCCACCUGAAAGAUCUUAUCUCAUUACACGAGGCCCUGCCGGACUAUGUUGAAGAUACCAAGAUAAAUGUAAACAAGCUUCAGACUCUCUACAACCACAUCAAUGAGCUUGUCCAGCUUCAGAACACUGCGCCCCCUCUGGAAGCAAACAAAGACCUAGUGCACCUGCUCACGCUGUCAUUAGACCUUUACUACUCGGAAGAUGAAAUUUACGAACUUUCAUAUGCACGGGAGCCACGAAACAAUAAAGUUCCACCAGCAACACCUAGCAAGCCACCCGUGGUCGUGGACUGGGCCACUGCAAUAUCACCAAAGCCUGACCCCAAGACUAUCAGUAAACAUGUUCAAAGGAUGGUCGAUUCUGUCUUUAAGAAUUAUGACCAUGAUCAGGAUGGCUACAUUUCUCAAGAGGAGUUCGAAAAGAUUGCUGCCAGCUUUCCAUUUUCCUUCUGUGUGAUGGAUAAAGCUAGUGAAGGACUAAUAAGCAGAGAGGAGAUCACGGCUUAUUUCAUGAGGGCCAGCUCCAUCUUCUCAAAGUCGGUCCUAGGCUUUCACCACAAUUUCCAAGAGACAACAUACAUGAAGCCAACCUUCUGUGACAACUGCGCAGGAUUUAUCUGGGGCGUCAUAAAACAAGGAUACAGAUGUAGAGAUUGUGGCAUGAACUGUCACAAGCAAUGCAGAGAUCUGGUGGUCUUAGAAUGCAAAAACAAACCCAAAGCUACAUCCACGGAUACCAGUCCAAUAUCAAGCUCCACUCCAACUCCUGCAAGUGCCAAAGGUCACAACACAGGAGUGGAGGAGGGACCGUUCGGAUACUUCAAUGGAGAAGCUCACGAGCACUCUGAACGCAAGGACCGGACUUUUGUAUUAAUGGGUGGCUCAGCCCAGAAGAUUUCAGUCAGGUUAAAGCCUACUGUAAUAGACAAGGCCUCACAGACUGAUUCAUCAUGGCCCGACACAACUACUCCAGGAAAUCAAGCUGCUCCUUCAGCAAGAACGAGGCCAUCUGAUGCCACUCUGCUGUCCCCAAGCAUCCUCCCGUUGUGCCCCAGCCCUGUUCCAAAUCGAAAGAGAGCCUGUGCAACGUGGGUAAACAAUGCGUCCAAUCACAAACCCAAAGAAAUUGACUUUACUAAAGAGCAUCGGAUACAUCAACUGGAAAAGGAAAGAAAUUUGCUUCGGGAAGAGAGGGAAAAGCUAACCAUCGACAAUUCAAAGCUGCAAGCAGAAUUACUGGAAGCACAGAGAGAGAUUAAAACUCUCACAGACCAACUUGAUUCACUGCAAAUCCAUAUAACCACACAGCCCCAAAACUCUCCGCAAUCGGAAUAAAAGCAGCUUUUCGUGAACUCUAUAAAGUAACUGGGAUCAAUGGAAAAUACUGUCAAAAUAUGGGAAUACGGUAAUAUUUGAUUGUCAUUUUCUGCACAUUUAAAUGCAUUCUUUCCAACAAAACCAGAGACCUAACUUUUAAUAAUAAAAACGCAAAAGAAAGCAUUAAUAUGAACACUAGACACUAACGCCAUUUUUUUAUGAAGAACCAAGUGUACCUUUCGUGAAUGAUAAGCAACAAGAUGGGGAUUGCUAUCUGAUUGCAAGUAUAAUCUGGCUGCUUUGAAAAGAUAAUACCAGUCAUUUUGCAAAGUCAGGUUAAGAGGGGUUAUGUAUUAUAGAGUGCAAUUUACAAAAAAAAAGCCAUUUUCAACAAUGGGAGAUUUCAUUUAAAUGAUGUGCAUAAAAUGGAACCUUCACUAAAGUCAGCGUUUAUACAGAACAAUUUGUUACGCUAUUUUAAUAACGUCACGUUUCUCCCACAAAAUAUAGUCACUCCACUUUACAAUCUA
This is a messenger RNA of Callorhinchus milii (elephant shark), 3000 nucleotides long. RefSeq names its product RAS guanyl-releasing protein 1. Gene Ontology annotation, cellular component: plasma membrane. The transcript is spliced from 17 exons. NCBI's taxonomy places the organism in Eukaryota, Metazoa, Chordata, Chondrichthyes, Chimaeriformes, Callorhinchidae. Gene Ontology annotation, biological process: positive regulation of GTPase activity; Ras protein signal transduction. The record is from RefSeq and is a predicted model, not a curated record. Bases 53 to 2488 code for a protein of 811 amino acids. Gene Ontology annotation, molecular function: guanyl-nucleotide exchange factor activity; calcium ion binding.